Molecule: messenger RNA, 1994 nt
Organism: Microplitis demolitor
Lineage: Eukaryota; Metazoa; Arthropoda; Insecta; Hymenoptera; Braconidae
Gene: Rbsn-5
Product: rabenosyn-5
Exons: 5
Coding region: 361-1887 (508 amino acids)
Molecular function (GO): metal ion binding
Source: RefSeq, a predicted model, not a curated record
AUUAUCAAUGAGCAAGUGACGGCUGACAAAAACAUUUAAAAAUUGAUAAGGAUCAUUGUUUUUAUCAUCACAAGGUACAUCUUUAAAUUGUGUGUUUUUUGUAGCUGGUGAAAAAUGGUCUCUGUUUUCCGUGAAUGAUAUCUAUGUAUAUAUGUAUGUAUGUGUAAGUACCUAAUAUGUAUAUUGAAAUGGUAUAAUUGUUAUCGAGGCGUACAUUAUUUUUUUUGAUAAGUAUUAUUACAAAAUAAGAGUGAAUUAUGUGAAAUUACACAACGAUUUUUAAAUUAAAAUAACAUUGAUUAAAUAAGUAUUCCUUUAAAAAGUUAAUUUUUACAAGAAACGACAAAAUAAAUUGCUAUAAUGGCUGAAAACGUCCCAAUUCUUGAAGGAUUUUUAUGUCCUGUAUGCAUGACAGAUUUAAAAAAACCAUGUCAAUUAACAAAACAUUUUGAAGAAGUUCACAAUGACGAUCCAGAAAUACUAAAAUCUCUCAAAGAUUUGUUUGGAAAAGCUAAAAAAAAAAUUCUUAAACAAGAUGAAAUGCCUGAUAAUUUCUCUCACAAUGUACCGAUCCGAGAAAAACAAUUGAGUCCGGAUAUUAAUUGGGGUCCACAAGAAAUUGGAGCUGUUAAAUCUUACACUGUUUACUAUAGAGAUAUUAGAAACGCUAAAUUGGAAAGGUAUUCAACUGAAACAAAUAAAUUACUGAUAAGAUUAGACAAACUAUUAUUAAAUUUACCAUCAGAUCCAAUUGAUCGAAAAGCUCAUGAACGUACGAUUGUGCCUUGGAUUGAUGAUAAAGAUGUUAAAUUAUGUCCAAAUUGUGCACGUAGUUUCCAUUUAGCCAGAAGAAAACAUCAUUGCCGGUUGUGUGGUGCUGUAAUGUGUCACGAUUGUACUGAAUUUUUAUCUCUUAUUGAUGCUCGUAAAAUGACUAGUCCAACAUCAGUAGAUGAUUCGUCAAUAUCUCCUACAUCAUCAGAAUCUCCAUUAACAGAUCGAAUUAUUCGAGCUGGAAUAGGACUUUCGAAAAUAGCCCGAUCACCAUCAAGUGGAAGUCUCAAUAGUAUUUUAUCACUGAUGAAUGAUCGAGCAGGUGGUGAACAGUAUUUUCGAUUAUGUUUUCAUUGUAAAAACCUUUUGGAUGCACGUGAAAAAUUAAAAGUAAGACAUCUAAGUAAACCAAUUAUUUCAAAAUUUUACGAAACUAUGAGAACAUAUAUGGAAGAAGCAAUGCGUUUUAUGACAAUGUACAAUAAAAUGUGGGAAUCAUUAAGUAAAGGGGAAAUGACUUAUGAUUUACGUGAUGCACAAAUAUUGAGAAUUAAAAUAGCUAAAGUUGGAGAAAAUGUUGAUAAUAUAAGUAAAAAAAUUAUAGCUAUUGGUACUGCAGAUAUUGAUAAUCCACCACAGGGUCAGGCACUAAAACUUCAUCAAAUGAUUCGUGCAUCCGCAAUGAUAUUUCUUAAAGAACAAUUAUUAACUAUUCCCUCACUGCCGUCUGAAGAAGAAUAUUUGGCUUUGCAAGAAAACCGUCGUCAGAAAAUUGAAGAAAGAAUAGCUUACGAAAGACAGUUGGAAAUUGAAGAAGCUUUAAAAGAAAGACGUAGAGACUAUAAAGUAGAUAAUAAAAGCUCACAAAAUAUUACACCGAUUAAAAAUAAUGAGACUUUGAUGGAGACGUCACAAGGCUGGACACCUUCUGGGGCUGUUGCAAUACUUCCAUCCGCAUCAAUUGAACCAAUAAUCGAACAAAUGAGUAAUUUACGAUCGUACAUAAAACAAGCUAAAGCAGAAUGUAAAUUUGAUGAAGUAGCUACAUUAGAAAGUAAUUUACGUGAACUUCAAAGCGCUUAUUUUGCAAUGAAGCAAAACAGUGAUGGUUAAAAUGCUUUUAAUUUUUUUUUUAUCAAUACAUUGCCAUUAUAUAAAGUUGGUAGAUUUUUCAAAUUUUAAUAAUCUCUUAUUUUUAUUUGUGCAUAUACAUAUUUAUA